UUGGUGAAAGAGGUAAAACAUUAUCUCAUCGUAAUCGGGGAAAGUUGUACAGGGUUCACGACCUUCACCUAAAUCUAAGGAACCUAUGGAUUUAGUCUUCAACAACUAGAUGAAGUGCGAAGGACUGCUUUCUCUGGAUUUUUAUGCAAACAUCACCUAUCAAUUCUACAGGCCGGUCGUGGUUAAUCAAAAUGACAACAAUAUUGAGGACCUUGCUUCUCCAUGCUGUGAUCCUCUGUGUAAUGCAGACAUCAGGUGUGCGUAUUGAGGCUGUUCCAGGUAGUGUUGAGCAGAUGAUUGAGAUGAAGCUGAAUGGCACCGUGUCUCUGAUCUGCCGGCAUAAGACUGCCGCUGGGACUGACAUGGAGCUGGUGUGGCUGAGAAACAAUGCUCUGGUGAAGCUGGAGAACAACAACAGGGGUGAUAACAGCUCCAUCUGUGUGACACCUCUGACACACGAAGACAACGGCGCUAUUUUUACCUGCCAGAGGAAGAAUGACACCACUUUGAAUGACUCAGUGACCCUGAACGUCACCUAUGCCUCCAGGACGAAUGGCAGUGAGGAGUUCGACAUGGAGGAACAGGAGACUCUGGUGCUGCUGUGUGACAUGUAUGCCAACCCUGCUGUGAUAGUGUCAUGGGAGUUUAAUGGAACCCAACUGGAGCACACCACUGGCAAAGUCAUAGUGACCAAUGACGGUUUCACAAGCAAGCUGACGGUGAACAAAUUGGACAUGGAUCUGCACCGGGGAACGUACAUAUGUGAAACAAAUUCGCCCAAACAUGGAAAACAAAGACGAACCUUCAGUGUUGGCGUUAAAGAAAGGACCAUCAGGUUCCCUGUGAUGCCGAUCGUGGCUGGCGUCGUGGUAGUCUUCCUCACAAUACUUCUGGCCAUUUUCUCACGAAGAAAGAAGAUUGCCAAGUGCUUCAAGUGAAGCCGUUACAUGUGGAAUCACUCCAAGCAGGUGCCUGUAAAUGUAUUCAUGAGAAUUCUGUGUAAAGGUUAUAUUUUAUACUGUAUUUAAUUAUAAACGUUUGGAAAAUGAAACCUUGAGACGUUGCCUUGUAUGAGGUGAUUGAAAGCUGGAUUAUGCCUGUAUUUAAAAAUAAAUAAAAAGGUACUAUAUUGCAA
Messenger RNA from Gadus macrocephalus (Pacific cod), 1135 nucleotides. RefSeq names its product transmembrane and immunoglobulin domain containing 1 (gene tmigd1). Gene Ontology annotation, molecular function: cell adhesion molecule binding. The record is from RefSeq and is a predicted model, not a curated record. Gene Ontology annotation, biological process: cell-cell adhesion. The transcript has 7 exons. The coding region runs from base 144 to 938 and encodes 264 amino acids. Gene Ontology annotation, cellular component: cell-cell junction. Lineage: Eukaryota; Metazoa; Chordata; Actinopteri; Gadiformes; Gadidae.